Molecule: messenger RNA, 936 nt
Organism: Fusarium sp. VM40
Lineage: Eukaryota; Fungi; Ascomycota; Sordariomycetes; Hypocreales; Nectriaceae
Source: the annotation of a GenBank genome assembly
AUGUCUGUCGAGCAACCUCAGAAGGUCUUGGGCAUGCCGCCCUUCUUGGCCGACUUCUUGAUGGGUGGUGUUUCCGCCGCCGUCUCGAAGACUGCCGCCGCUCCCAUUGAGCGUGUCAAGCUCCUCAUCCAGAACCAGGAUGAGAUGCUUAAGACCGGUCGUCUCGACCGCAAGUACGCCGGUAUUGGUGACUGCUUCAAGCGCACCAUGGCUGACGAGGGUGUCAUGUCCCUCUGGCGAGGAAACACCGCCAACGUCAUCCGAUACUUCCCUACCCAGGCUCUGAACUUCGCUUUCCGUGACAAGUUCAAGAAGCUCUUCGGUUACAAGAAGGACAAGGAUGGCUACGCCAUGUGGAUGGUUGGUAACCUGGCCUCCGGUGGUGCCGCUGGUGCCACUUCGCUGCUGUUCGUCUACUCUCUGGACUACGCCCGUACCCGUCUUGCCAACGAUGCCAAGAACGCCAAGUCCGGUGGUGACCGUCAGUUCAACGGUCUCGUCGACGUCUACAAGAAGACCCUCGCCUCUGACGGUAUUGCCGGUCUCUACCGUGGUUUCAUGCCCUCCGUCGCUGGUAUUGUUGUCUACCGUGGUCUCUACUUCGGUAUGUACGACUCUAUCAAGCCCGUCGUCCUCACCGGAAACCUCCAGGGUAACUUCCUUGCCUCUUUCGCCCUUGGUUGGGUCGUCACCACCGGUGCCGGUAUCGCCUCUUACCCUCUUGACACCAUCCGUCGUCGCAUGAUGAUGACCUCCGGUGAGGCCGUCAAGUACAAGAACACCAUGGAUGCUGCCCGCCAGAUCGUCGCCAAGGAGGGUGUCAAGUCUCUCUUCAAGGGUGCUGGUGCCAACAUUCUCCGUGGUGUUGCCGGUGCUGGUGUCCUUUCCAUCUACGAUCAGCUCCAGGUCCUCCUCUUCGGCAAGGCCUUCAAGUAA